Messenger RNA from Ziziphus jujuba (common jujube), 936 nucleotides. Its product is annotated as transmembrane emp24 domain-containing protein p24delta3. The record is from RefSeq and is a predicted model, not a curated record. Lineage: Eukaryota; Viridiplantae; Streptophyta; Magnoliopsida; Rosales; Rhamnaceae. Gene Ontology annotation, biological process: endoplasmic reticulum to Golgi vesicle-mediated transport; Golgi organization; intracellular protein transport. Gene Ontology annotation, cellular component: COPII-coated ER to Golgi transport vesicle; endoplasmic reticulum; endoplasmic reticulum-Golgi intermediate compartment. The transcript is spliced from 4 exons. The coding region runs from base 147 to 785 and encodes 212 amino acids.
CAAAGAAGUAGUUAAAAAAAAGGAGAAAAAGAAAAGAAAAGAAAAGAAAAGGUAAUCUGAGAGUGAGGGAGAUAGAGAUCCGAGUGAAUUGUAAUGGUAGUUGAAAAGCAUAUGGUAACCAGAAUAAAUAAUAAAAGGCCAUUUUGAUGAUAAUGGUGAUGAUGAAGAUCAGUGGGGUCGCCAUUCUCUUGAUCAUCUGCAUGGUACGGAAUGGUGGGGCCAUCUGGCUUACUCUACCGCCAUCAGGGACCAAAUGUGUCUCUGAGGAAAUCCAGAACAACGUUGUCGUUCUUGGUGAUUACGCCGUCGUUUCAGAAGAGCAACCACUCACCCCCACCAUCUCUGUUAAGGUGACAUCUCCAUAUGGGAAUAAUCUUCAUAAAAGGGAGAAUACAACCCAUGGUCAGUUUGCUUUCACAACGCAUGAAGCUGGAAACUAUUUGUCUUGUUUUUGGGUGGAUGGUUAUAAUCAUGGAGGUGGAGAUGUAAGUGUAAAUCUUGAUUGGAAAACUGGUAUUGCAGCCAAGGAUUGGGAAUCAGUUGCAAGGAAAGAGAAGAUAGAGGGUGUUGAGCUUGAAUUGAGAAAGCUUGAAGGAUCAGUGGAGGCCAUCCAUGAGAAUCUACUCUAUCUUAAGAGCAGAGAGGCAGACAUGAGAAAUGUGAGCGAAAAGACAAAUUCUAGAGUGGCAUGGUAUAGUAUGAUGUCCUUGGCUGUCUGCAUUGCUGUUUCAACUCUGCAGUUAUGGCACUUGAAGCGAUUUUUCCAGAAGAAGAAACUGAUCUAGAAUAUGCUACUGCAAUAAUCUUUCUCAAAGAGAGUGAUAAGAUUUAGAAUUUAUUUCGUUUUGUUAAUUUUCUUUUCUUUUUUAAGCAAAACAAAAUGUGUUCUUUUUCUUUGUAUUUUCAUUAGGAAAAAAAUUUGAUACAUCUCUUUAU